Messenger RNA from Aspergillus saccharolyticus JOP 1030-1, 917 nucleotides. Its product is annotated as TRAPP subunit BET5. Gene Ontology annotation, biological process: endoplasmic reticulum to Golgi vesicle-mediated transport. The record is from RefSeq and is a predicted model, not a curated record. Gene Ontology annotation, cellular component: TRAPP complex. Lineage: Eukaryota; Fungi; Ascomycota; Eurotiomycetes; Eurotiales; Aspergillaceae. The transcript has 5 exons. Bases 132 to 638 code for a protein of 168 amino acids.
UGCAUAAUCUCGCUUGACCUUCCGACCAACCUUCACCACCUUUCUCACAAUCAAUAAAACCCAAAUCCCUCUCUACCUGGACCCCAUUCUUGUCAAAUAAUCACGGCCCCACCUUUCUGACCCUUGCCGACAUGGUCGUAUAUUCCUUCUAUAUAUUCGAUCGGCACGCGGAAUGCAUCUACAAAAGACGUUGGCUUCCUCGUCCAGCCUCGAUCACAGGCGGCAAAUCUUCACGGCCUACCUCAGAAGCGUCCGCGCCGGCUACCAGCACCCCUGCGCUUCUUGGUCAAUCUGCGCGGACGACCGAUGACGAUGCGAAGUUGAUCUUCGGUACUGUGUUUUCGCUGCGCAAUAUGGUCCGCAAACUGGGGGGAGAGGAUGACAACUUUGUCACCUAUAAAACGAGCCAAUAUAAGUUGCACUACUAUGAGACGCCGACCAAUAUCAAAUUCGUCAUGCUCACGGACAUCAAAAGUCCAAGUAUGCGUAUUGCACUGCAACAAAUCUAUAUCAAUCUUUACGUCGAAUAUGUUGUCAAAAAUCCAUUGUCUCCCGUCGAGCAUCCCGGCGGGGUGGGUGUCAACAAUGAGCUGUUUGAGGAGUCACUGGAACAGUUUGUGACACGAGUUUUGUCAUGAACCGUCACUUAACGCCCAUUGAGAUCGUGACCACACGUACAUCAGACAUGGAUUCCGCUUUACUCCAAAAUUCAACACCCGAAAGCCUCAUGAGUCGUUGAUACGGCGCGUCGUGCAGUAAAUUUCACCAAUUCAAGCGACUGCGCUGCGGUAUGAGCUGAAUUGCCGCAACACGCAUUCCACGAGAAUGAAACGGUGUUCAAUACCUUUCGGUUCUACAGUACUGUGGACUUGGCUUAGUCCACGCGACUUCAACUAAAGAAGUUAAAAGUUGCCGGA